AUUUCAGUUAUCAGUAUAGUAGCAAUUAUGAAGACGUUAUUACUAGCUCUGACUACAUGUGUCACAUUGUCGUUGACAUGCAAAUGUAAAACGCAGACGGCGGAGGAAUCGUUCUGUGCAGCCAAUUGGGUCUCGCACGUGCGAAUAAAAUUGCGUAUUUCAAAGCAGCCGAUGCCUCCCGGAACUGGUAGAAAGGGAUUAAACAAUAUACGAUACGCAGUCAUUCAUGAGAAAGUGUUCAAGAGGCCUUCUGGUGUCGCAAACUUACCAGCUGAGAUCUACACCCCAUCAGAACCACCAGCAUGUGGCUUGAUCAUUGAUGCUGGGAAAGAGUACCUGCUGGCAGGUAGAAUGCUAAAUGGAACACUACAUACUGUCUUAUGUGGACAAGUGCUUGCAGACAAUCCUUCUGAAGAACUGUACGAAAAUGUGUUGGAGUGGAAAAAGGUUCCGAGACAACUGAUAACUAAGCUGGAAUCCAUUGAUUGUGACAAAAAACAAUAAACGCUUUAUAGCCGAGUU
This is a messenger RNA of Cylicocyclus nassatus, 522 nucleotides long. The record is from the annotation of a GenBank genome assembly. Lineage: Eukaryota; Metazoa; Nematoda; Chromadorea; Rhabditida; Strongylidae.